Molecule: messenger RNA, 4308 nt
Organism: Glossina fuscipes
Lineage: Eukaryota; Metazoa; Arthropoda; Insecta; Diptera; Glossinidae
Gene: Set8
Product: histone-lysine N-methyltransferase PR-Set7
Exons: 3
Coding region: 671-2803 (710 amino acids)
Molecular function (GO): protein binding; histone H4K20 methyltransferase activity
Source: RefSeq, a predicted model, not a curated record
GGCUUCCUUUAAAAAAUAAUGUCUGUUGAAACUCUGUUUUUAUGAAAAAAACUGCUUAUGCAGAUGGUUUGGUUGCAGAUUAGAUGGUUGUCUUUGCCUGUUUGUAAUCUUCACACGCGGAUUAAUUUUGUAGAAAAAAGAGAAAAAAGCAUAAUUUAGAAAAGUAAAAACGGCGCGGAAAAUUAAUAAAAUAUCCUUACAAAUUACAAAAUAUUAUAGAAAUAUUGAUAAAAAUUAUUACUAAGUAAAUAUUUACCUUGAAUGCGUUGCAAAAUUGCCUCUGUAUGUAUAAAAAUUAUUAAGAGAAAAGUUUUUUUUUUUUUAAUACGGCACAGUGGCGGUCGAUUAGUUAAACGAGACAGGUCAAGCAUAAAGGAAAAAAAGCAAACUUAGAAAAAAGUUAUCACUACAAAUAGUGGUAUUAAAGCAAACAUGAUUGUGGUUAGUUGAUGUUUAGAAAAAUGUAAAAGAAGUCGAAAGCUUACUACAAGUGUAGAUACAUUUAUGAAGAUGUUAAUUAUACCAUAAUUAAAAUCCUAUGACAUUUUCCUUCAUAAGAAAAAAAAAAAAUAAUUAGAAGGAAUCCCACGCAACUGUCAAUCAGUACACAUACGCGAUUGUGAUUGAGUUUGACUAACGCAUUUCUUAAGAGUGAGGCUACUAAAGCACAAUGGUACGACGUCGGGCUUCUAAAACGACGAGCAAUCAGGCAACUAACAACAGCGGUAAUAGCAAUGGAGUUAAUAAUAUUGCUCCUGCAACACAUUUGCUGCAAGAAGAUCAAAAUUUCGCCAGCCCAAAGAGGAAAGAUAGUAAAAUUGAAGAGAAUGCCAUUAGUUGCAACGGUAUAGUCAGUGGUCGUAGUAAAACGAAGGAUUCUAGUUCAAAUAAAAUUAAAAAUGAGCGCGGCAGUGGCGCAAUCAGUAAUACAUUUAUAGGAGGCUCUUCAGCCACACGUUCGCAGACUCGUCCUAUAGAGAAUUUUUUCAGACCUGCCAAAAAACAAUACAAUCAAAAUAACUCAAUUGAUUCGACGCAAGAAUCGAAACUGAAUAUUCAUCCUACUUUGUCGGCUUCUUUGUCGUCGUCGCAUCAUCAACUUGGUAGCCAUUCAUUUGAAAAUUUAAUGGCGACCUCAUACUGCCUGUAUGAUCUAUGCGAGGAUACGAAUGACAGUGAACAAACGGAUUUAUCCGAUGAACCGCCUGCAUUACUUGAGCCUCCCACAAUGGCCUUCCGUACAGACAGUUAUGCUACCGCCUUAGACUUCUCUAAUCAUCGUGCGUCAACGCGAGUUGAUAGUCAUUCAUCUUCACAUAGUAGUUCAAAUACGAGUGCCACCGAAAAUAUUUUUCUUCAAGAACCAGUUUUAACCUUGAAUGUAGACAAAUCACCGAAUCAGGCCUCGUCCAUUAAAAUUAACAAGACUUUAGAGGUCGAACCAAAAUUCGCCUCACCCACAUCUUUGGCGACUUCAGUUCUAAAUGGCUGUUUCAAUCAUAUUGUUACGCUAGACGGUACGUCGUCAAAAUUGGACUCGAAAUAUAGGCCGUAUGGGAGCGGUCAUGAAUAUGCCUUAAUGAUGCUGCCUGAAAAUGACAAUAGUUCAUGUGACAGCGGUGUGGCUUUUGUCACUUUCUCUUCAUCAACUUCCCAUGAAAAUAGCAAUCAAAACUCGCCGGCUUUAACAGCGAUCAAUAAUAGUCGUCGACGCAAACCGGCUACACCACAUCGUAUUUUAUGUCCUUCACCUAUAAAGGUCGGGCAAAGACUAGUAUCCCCCUUAAGUUCACCAUCCACACGCAAAAUUGUUACCGGCCUCUCACCUCGCAAAUCUCAAAGACAUUUAACUACUACGACGGCAACCGGUAACGCUGGUACAACUGCCAUCAGUAAUAAAAUUAGUAAGACUCGAAGAAGACUGAAUGGUCACAAAGAAGAAGCGCCUUAUACUACAUCACCUUAUCAUCAUUAUCAAGAACUUAAAGAAGAGAUUGAUGGAGAUCUCGAUGUCAUUUUAUUAGAUGAUCUAGAGGAAGAAAAGUGUGAACCCGUUAAUUCGUGUAAAUCAAUCUUCGGCGGCACUAAAUGUGCAGGCGGAAAUACACAAAAUCCUGUCGGCUCUAUGGUUAAUUAUGCCGCAAUCGUUGAUAAUAAAAAUAAAGCAGCAAGCAAAUCAAUUAAGCCAACUAAAACUCAGACCCGAAUAAAAUAUACAGUUCAAAAACCAGCUUUUAGGCAGCAAGGUGCUCAAUCAACGGCUUAUAAUAAUGGAAAUCGGGAGAUAACUGAAUGCUUCCCCGUACGUCGUAGCGUGCGCAAGACUAAAACUGCCGUUAAGGAAGAGAUGAUGCGAAAUCUAGAACAGGCCAUAUUAGAAGAACGUUGUGAUGGCCUGAAGAUAGCCUACUUUGAGGGAAAAGGACGUGGCGUGAUUGCUGAACGUCGUUUUCAACGUGGUGAAUUUGUUAUCGAAUAUGUAGGCGAUUUGAUUUCCACGACCGAGGCCGCUGAACGUGAAAAGCUAUAUGCUUUGGACGAGAGCGCCGGCUGCUAUAUGUAUUAUUUUAAACAUAAAAACCAGCAGUAUUGUAUCGAUGCCACCGAAGACACCGGCAAAUUGGGACGUUUAGUUAAUCAUUCACGUAACGGCAAUUUAAUGACCAAAGUAGUUGUCGUUAAGCAAAUUCCUCAUCUGGUACUUAUAGCAAAAGAUGACAUAGAAGCCGGUGAAGAAUUAUGCUACGAUUAUGGCGAUCGAUCUAAGGAAUCACUUUUACAUCAUCCCUGGUUGGCUUUUUAGAAGGAGCGCCCAAUAAAAAUAGAAAGCAAGUGCUGCACUAAUGCGAAUUUAAACAAUAACAAAAACGGCAAAAUUAUUAAUAAUUGUAAUUAUAAGUACCCAUCAGCAAUUUUGGAAAAACUCUACAUGCAAUGGAUUGGAAACAAGAGUAGCAGCACAAGUUAGUUAGAGAAGAGAAAUUUGAAUACACAUCUGCAUGUAACUUGACGCAAAGCACUCAAUUGAGAUGCUUUUUCUUUUUCCACAUUUUUCACUAACAGAAAGCGAUGAGAAAUUUCUCUUUGUCUAAGUUGUGUUGUGCAUGCAUAAUGAAUCCUAAGAAUAAGUUAAAUUUAUAAAUAACGUUUAGCAAAGUUGUAAAGGCGACCGUAGCGCAAUUUUACGUUUCAACUUUUCUUCAUCUUCAAUUAACCAAUGAUGCUUCACAUGUUCGUUUCAACACGAGAAGAAACGAUAAAGAAAAAGUCUUCAUUUAAAUGUCUAGAUCUAAAGACAGAAAAAUCACCAAUAAUUGAAUUAACGAUAAUCUAAGGAUGAACAAAUGCUUGCUUAAGAAAAGAGAAGUUUGCGGUAUAAAAAAAAAAAAAAAGAAAAAAAAAAUAUUUCAUAUGUAUUUAGAUGAUAUUGAGAUAAAGAAAAAAUUGUUAUACAUUUACUAGAAAUUAAGCAGAAAAAAAAAAAACAAAACAAAGAUUAUACUCGUUAGGAAUUAGGCCCUGAUUAAAGCAGAUUUUCAACAUACUCACCACCAAAGGGGAUCUUCACUUACAAAGACAUCAAUCGAUUUGAGAAAUCUGGAAGUACGUAACAGAGACUCUCUUAACUCUUAACUUAUUUGUAUACAUAGAUAUUUAUAAACAAUUAGCUUUUGUUCUAUACGAUUGAUUGAUUGAUUGAUUAAUAUUUUCCAGAAAAAGAAAAAACAAAUCGUGCAAGAAAAGACGUCUUGUAAUCACAAGAGCAUUACGCUCUUAUCUGUACUGCCUGAUUUAUACGUUAUUAGAAAAGUUUAGUCCUCGAGGAUAACUUAACUUUAAAACUUGAACCAAUCAUUUGAGUAAAGUUUCGAAUGAAAUGAGAAUUGCUUUGAAUUUGAUUUUCCUUAGCCUCUGGUAGAAACAUAAAGAAACCACUUCAGCGAAAGUGAAAUUUCCGUUCAAGGCGGCGGGACAGCCAAGUUGAACAGUCCGGCUGUCCAUCCGCCGAGAAUUUAUUUGAAAUUUAUCUUGCUGAGCAUCAUUCAGAAAGUGAAAUUUCAGUUCAAGGCAACGGGACAGCGAAAUUGAUCGGUCCGUCCGACCGCCCAGCUCGACGUUUAACGAAGAGUUUCCUUAUCAGCAUGUGAACUUUUUAAAUAUUUUUUCACAGUUUGUAAAAAGUUCAAAAAUUUGGAUUUGCAAACAGCUUGAAAGCUUUCCAAAAACAACAUGAAACUUCAAUGUUGCGAACUGAUCUGCCAUUUUUAUUUAUUAAUUUUCUCUUUUUAUUUGAAAGUAGUUUGUGAA